GAUAGAGAGUUAUUCGUGUAAGAUGGCCGGGGAUGACAAGCACAUGUUCAAGCAGUUCUGCCAGGAAGGACAACCUCAUGUGCUGGAAGCUCUGUCUCCUCCUCAGACGGGUGGUGUUAGUCCCAGCAGGCUGGGGAAGAGUCUCGGAGUAGAUGAGGAGGGCCCGUUGAGCGAUAAAUGUAGCAGAAAGACCCUCUUCUAUCUGAUCGCCACUCUGAACGAGUCUUUUCGGCCAGACUAUGACUUCAGCGCAGCACGGAGCCAUGAGUUUAGCCGGGAGCCUAGUCUGAACUGGGUGGUGAAUGCUGUGAAUAGCAGCUUGGUGUCUGCUCUGGGUGAAGAUUUCUCUUCCCUGAAGCCUGAUUUGUGGGACGCUGUGGAUGAAGAGAUCUGCCUUUCUGAGUGUGACAUCUACAGCUACAAUCCUGAUCUGGACUCUGACCCCUUUGGUGAAGACGGGAACUUGUGGUCGUUUAACUAUUUCUUCUACAAUAAAAAGCUGAAAAGAAUUGUCUUCUUCACGUGUCGCUCGAUCAGUGGAUACACCUAUAAGCGGGCUGACGUGGGCUCCGAGCUGGACAUGGACCUGGAAGAGGAAAUGGAGGACGAUGAACCGAGCCACAUUGGAGGCGAUCGGCCUUCGAUGAUGUGCAACUAAAGUGUCCAGCACAACCCUGUGAUGUGACGGAGCUGGUGGUCUCGUCCCCCCGUGUCAUCAUGUGCCUUGUCGUCCUGAGGCCCAGAUCCCGGUGAUGUCCGCUCCUUGUUGUACUGAUGACCGUGGUGAAGGGGCUUUGAUGCCCUCGCUGUGUGUGAAGACCGGUGGAUGGACGCCGGCUGCUGUGCAUAGAAGAUCCGGACCAUUCUUUUGUAAACCUACCCCAGGACACUUGUGUAUUACCGCGUGUAAUGGGCGCAGCGCCGGCUGCCAUAUAAUGUUUCAAUCUUUUUGCCUUUUAACUCCUCAGUUUUUGGGCUGUGAACAUGAUAUUGGCUUGUGCACUGACUUACAAUGAGUGUUGUGUGUGUAUAUAUUCUGGUCAGCCACGGCUCAUAUAUAUAUAUUAUAUAUAUAUAUAUAUAUGUGGCCCAGGCUGGGAAUGUCUGUCCCCUAUGGAGUCCGUCCUCUCCUCAUCCCCCUCUUUACAGCUUGGACUCGGACGGCCUCUCAUUAUCCUGCUGUGUCAGCUCCUCUUUAUUCCUUAAUGUUGGUUACAGAAUGUUUGUGUUUUUAGAAGUUUUUUAUGCAAUUGAUAAUUUUCUUCAAAUUAUUAAAAG
This is a messenger RNA of Hyla sarda, 1278 nucleotides long. RefSeq names its product MAF1 homolog, negative regulator of RNA polymerase III (gene MAF1). The record is from RefSeq and is a predicted model, not a curated record. Gene Ontology annotation, biological process: negative regulation of transcription by RNA polymerase III. The annotation marks the transcript as partial. Gene Ontology annotation, cellular component: nucleus. The transcript is spliced from 6 exons. Lineage: Eukaryota; Metazoa; Chordata; Amphibia; Anura; Hylidae. Gene Ontology annotation, molecular function: RNA polymerase III core binding.